This is a messenger RNA of Saccharomycodes ludwigii, 1305 nucleotides long. It is a transcript of the gene LPL1, whose product is annotated as putative hydrolase. Lineage: Eukaryota; Fungi; Ascomycota; Saccharomycetes; Saccharomycodales; Saccharomycodaceae. Bases 1 to 1305 code for a protein of 434 amino acids. The record is from RefSeq and is a predicted model, not a curated record. Gene Ontology annotation, molecular function: monoacylglycerol lipase activity. The transcript has a single exon.
AUGAAACAAAAUAACAACAAUACCAAACAUUUAUAUAUAUUGUUUCAUGGGCUAUGGGGUAAUCAUAAGCAUAUGCACGCCAUAAGAGAUUAUUUGCUGGAGUAUAAUGAAACAACACAAAGGGACAGUAGUGCACAUGAAAUCGUAGUCUUUAUACCUUGCAAAAGUGGUUAUUUUAAAACAUUUGAUGGAAUUGAUAUCGUCGGUGAUAGAACUUUUAUUGAAAUUAUGGAAUUUUUAAAAGAAAACGAUUAUGCUUUCCAAUAUAUAAGCUGUAUUGGCUAUUCUAUGGGUGGACUGGUUGCUCGUUAUUGUAUGGGCAAAUUAUAUGCGGCAAACGUUUUCUCGAGGAUGAAGCCUAAAUCAUUUAUUACAUUUGCCACUCCGCAUAUAGGUGUUGAAUUUUUCAAUAAACAAAAUUAUUUUUAUAACUUGUUGAGACUGUUGGGUUGUACAUUUUUGGGUAGAAGUGGUAGACAAUUAUUUAUUAAAGAUAGUUACAGAAAAUUGUUAGUCGAAUUAGUUACCAAGGAUAUCUUUGUUAAAGGCUUGGAAGUUUUUGAAAAUAAAUUAGUUUUUUGUAACGUUGAGAAUGAUAGGGUUGUUUCAUUCUAUACUUCUUUCAUUACAAAUAAAUGUGAGAAAUGCGACUAUAGUGUUAGAGAAAAUGAUUUUGAGCAUAUUAUACCAAGAGAAACGUUUAUUGUGGAUGUAACUGUACCACCCAAGACAAAUUUAAUUGCAAGUGCUAAUUCAGAUUAUAAUGUGCUAAAUAUUGUUAAGCUUGUCUCCAAAUUUAGUAUUCUAACGCUUCUUGGUGUUUUGUUGUCUCCGUUUAUUUUAUUAUUGAAUUUGGGGGGGACUUUGUACAGUUAUUACAGUGUAUCUGUAUUUAAAUUAGCGGCAAAAAAUUUUGAAAACUACCAGUUAAUAUCUGAUGAUGAUAUUUCAUCUGAUUGGGAGGAGGUCCGUUCAGUUGCCUACCCAAAAGAUACUACAACCGGUGAAUCUAAAGAAUGGAGCUCUUUUAUCCUUAAGUACUCACAAAAUGAUGAUAAUUUCAACCAACCAAAUUCUAAACCCCUGGAUCUGGAUCAAGAUAGAUCUAUAAUUUACAAAAACUUAAGCAACAUCAAGUGGAUAAGGAUACCAUAUUAUUUAAAAACUUUCAACUCACAUAGAACGAUUGUAGCAAGGGAUGGAAUUGAGCAUGUAAACGAUCAAGGUAGAAAAACGUUGAAAUUUUCUAUAAAGUUGAUUAUCUUUCUACAAAACAAUACUAAUAUUGAUAAUAAGAUUCAAUAA